Exaiptasia diaphana is the source of this 654-nucleotide messenger RNA. Its product is annotated as sushi, nidogen and EGF-like domain-containing protein 1. The record is from RefSeq and is a predicted model, not a curated record. The annotation marks the transcript as partial. Lineage: Eukaryota; Metazoa; Cnidaria; Anthozoa; Actiniaria; Aiptasiidae. The transcript is spliced from 3 exons.
GAAAGAGCCAAGCACUUUUUUCAGUGAACUUCAAAACGAAGAGAAACUCCAUCUGGACGAAAGUAAUAGUCAAAUAACACAAUGAAACUCAACUCCAUCGCAAUAAACAGCUUCUUGGUAACAAUGGUAGCUUGUUUCCCAGAUGUAAGCGUUAGCUCGAGGUCUCACUGCGUUGGCACCUGUUAUUCUGGAGGACUUUUCCCAGAACCCCAAGACAUCUUCCAURGAAAACAUCUCAAGGGAUACUCCUACAASAACAUCACCACUGAUGAUCCAGUCAAGUGCUACUCAUCUUGUGUCCAAGAUUGUCGUUGUAAGGCGUGCCAGAUGAAAGAUGCAAGAUGCGAGUUGCUGGAUGAGGACAAGACUUCCAAAACCUUGACAGAUGCGCCAGGAUACGUACACUUUGAUCUAAAGCAGACAAUGUACCAAGGGAAAUCCCACAUGGUUCCACCAGGUGUUUGCUAUAAUGGGUGCUGUCGAUCUCAGCCUUGCAUGAACGGAGGAAAAUGCAAAGAGCGCUGCGAAUCACCUAAAGAAAAGUUCACCUGUACAUGUCCCUUUAUGUUUUUGGGAAAAGUAUGCGAAAAGACUCCAAAUUCUUGUCUAAGCAUCUUGAAGUCUGCACCGGAUGGUAUCUUCCCAGGAGACGGA